AUGACCAGGGUGUCUACUUCCUUUAAUCUUGAGGCUGAUGAGAAUCAGCACAUGGUAAAUGCUGCCUUGGUGGGACAGGAACAGAAAGACAUCAAGCAAAAACUACAAAAGUUAGAAAGUUUUGUUAAUAUGGAUGCUACUCAGCUCAUAGAAGUGGCCACUGAGGUGAUUGAAUCCAGAGAUGUCAAACUGAAAAUCUUCUCCAGUUCCAGCUCCUCUGCCUCUGUGAGUAAAUUCAUUCUCUUAGGUUUUUCUUGCACAUGGGAUAUUCAGAUCCUCCUCAUUUCAAUCUUUUCUGGAACAUACAUCUCGACACUAAUUGGAAACCUGUGCAUUAUCUGUGCAGUGAGAUGUGACCAUCGAUUACAAACUCCAAUGUACAUCCUCCUUGCCAAUUUUUCCUUCCUGGAGAUGUGUUAUAUUAACUCUACUGUCCCCAGUAUGCUAGCCAACUUUUUCUCUGAGAAAAAAACCAUCUCUUUCUCUGGCUGCUUCCUGCAGUUCUACUUCUUCUUCUCCAUGGGUACCACUGAGACUUUCUUCUUGUCUGCAAUGGCCUUUGACAGGUACCUUGCGAUCUGCAGGCCCCUGCACUACACCACCAUCAUGACUGUUCAGAAAUGCUUCAGAAUGGGAGCUUGCUGCUGGGUGUGUGGCUUUUUGUGCUUCCUCUUGCCUGUUUACUUAAUCUCUCAGCUUCCAUUUUGCUGUGACAAUAAGAUAGAUCACUUUCUUUGUGACCCAGGUCCCCUUAUAAAACUGUCCUGUUCACCAGCUCCCACCACUGAAAUGAUCUGUGCCCUGUAUAACUCAGUUCUCAUUUUCUCCACCUUCCUCUUCAUCACGAGCUCCUACACCUUGGUCAUCAGAACUGUGCUCAGGGUCCCCUCAGCAGAAGGCCGGAGAAAGACUUUCUCCACAUGUGGCUCCCAUCUGGCUGUGGUGUCUCUCUUCUAUGGCUCCAUCAUGAUUGUCUAUGUGAGUCCCACCUCGGGUAAUCCAGCAGGCAUGCAGAAAAUUGUGACUUUGUUCUAUUCUGUGUUAACACCACUUGUCAACCCUUUGAUCUACAGUCUACGAAAUAAGGAGAUGAAGGAGGUACUGAAGAAAUUGCUCAGGACUGUGAGACAGAUCCAUGGAAAAAAGUUUUGA
Molecule: messenger RNA, 1152 nt
Organism: Heterocephalus glaber (naked mole-rat)
Lineage: Eukaryota; Metazoa; Chordata; Mammalia; Rodentia; Bathyergidae
Product: olfactory receptor 11H6
Biological process (GO): G protein-coupled receptor signaling pathway
Cellular component (GO): membrane
Molecular function (GO): olfactory receptor activity; G protein-coupled receptor activity
Source: RefSeq, a predicted model, not a curated record